AUGUGCACCGUGAUUAAGUUGCCCGCUUGCAAUGACGUUAAUGAUGAUGACAAACUGGCGCUAGAUAGGCCAAAGGACAGAUGCUCCUGGUUCAGACGCUUGACCCGUAUUAUAAUAAUGAUUCUUGGCUUUGGGCUGACUAUCUACGUCUGCGUAUUAUCCUCGGAGCGUUACUUCAAAUACUGGGUUCAGACCACAAUCGACCGAACCGACGUUCACGUCUCGGAGAUUGCUUUUCCAGCCAUCACCAUUUGCCCCACCCACGUAACUCCGAUGGCGCACAGCACUCGCAGAGAGCAGCGCCUUAGUAUGCUCUAUAAUCUGGUGCAGAGCUUUCGUUGGCGCAUCUCUCCUCCUAACCAUUUAAAUCAGUUAAACAUUAACGAAUUCGAAGAAUUUCAGAACCAAACAUUGCUUAACGUGGAUAGCAUCUUAGACCUCGGCUACAGCUGCAAGGACUUGUUCUUGGAAUGCACGUGGCGCCGUCAGGAAGUGGAUUGCUGCAGCUUGCUAUUCCGUAAGCUAAAGAUCGGCUCCUGCUAUGUAUUCAACUCGAUCAUUGCCGAAAAUGCCGAUCCCACUUGGCCAUGGUCUGUAGCCGAUGCAGGUUUCAAGAGUGCACUAAACAUCAAGGUUCAUCGGAUUGUACAAGGCAUCAGGCUGACGGCCAUAGGGGUAAUCGUGCAAGAGCCGGGUCAGUAUGUGGGCUCCAGUGUGACAUACUCCACAGACGAUCGCAUUGUGGUCGGACUGCAGCCGCAGCACUUUACAGCCGACCCAGGUGCUCGGGCACGCCCGGUGAACAUGCGUUACUGUUACUUCAGGGACGAGCUGACGCAGUCCUUUUCUGAGUGCAUAGUUAGAUGCCAUCUAAGCUACAUAGCGAAGAAGUGUGAGUGUGAUCAUAAGCUAAUUCCAUCAACAAACCCUCUGAAUGAGAAGCCUCUGCGCCUGUGCACAGUUGCGGAUUUGACGUGCAUACAGCAGAACGGAGUUUCUCUCUUUUACAUGGGCAACAUAAUUGAGGAGUCCAAAGACAAUGUCUUCAAUACUACCUACUGCGAAUGCUAUCCCACCUGUGACCACACUCAGUAUCAUGCAGCUACGUUCACGGAUCGCCUUAGCGGCUCCGACAGCAGAAGCGAUCACAUUGAAGUCGACGUCUACUUUCAGGAGGAGACCCUUUUCUCGUAUCGCUCCACGCUGCACAUAACAAUGCUUGACUUGAUGGUUUCAUAUGGUGGCAUAGCUGGCUUGUUUUUGGGUCUGUCUGUGCUCGGAGCCAUAAACUUCGUAUUGGAUCGCAUUAUUAUCUGCAGCAAACCCACACCCCAACCCAUUAAACCUGAUCCAGAAAACAAAAAAGUCUUACGUUUUUUUACCUGUAAUCAAAACACAUGAUCCAAUAGCCGGCAUGAGCAGAACAAAAUAAAUUGAGAA
Messenger RNA from Drosophila hydei, 1440 nucleotides. Its product is annotated as pickpocket protein 11. Gene Ontology annotation, cellular component: membrane. The coding region runs from base 1 to 1401 and encodes 466 amino acids. The transcript has 5 exons. Lineage: Eukaryota; Metazoa; Arthropoda; Insecta; Diptera; Drosophilidae. Gene Ontology annotation, molecular function: ligand-gated sodium channel activity. Gene Ontology annotation, biological process: sodium ion transmembrane transport. The record is from RefSeq and is a predicted model, not a curated record.